Nematostella vectensis (starlet sea anemone) is the source of this 2763-nucleotide messenger RNA. RefSeq names its product exostosin-2. The transcript has 15 exons. Gene Ontology annotation, cellular component: membrane. Lineage: Eukaryota; Metazoa; Cnidaria; Anthozoa; Actiniaria; Edwardsiidae. Gene Ontology annotation, molecular function: glycosyltransferase activity. The coding region runs from base 259 to 2358 and encodes 699 amino acids. The record is from RefSeq and is a predicted model, not a curated record.
ACAGCGGGCUCAAAUUUGAUGAGCUCCGUGUUGUGGUUUUGAUUUUUACACUUCUUUCCAAAAGAUGCCUUUUUGGACAAGAAAUAGUGUGUUUGAUCACAGAACAACAUGGGAGCUAUUUAAGUUGGAUGGAGGCAUGCGUGCGUAGAGUACUGAUUGCUGAUAAGUUGGUGAUUUUCAAGGCAAGGCACAAGACAGACUUCAUUUUGUCCUAAAUUCUAUCGGAUUUCAGACUGAUUGUGUGAACUUACUACAAAAAUGCGUUUAAAAACGAAAGGAGUCAUUCUUACCAUCGUGCUUCUCGCUGCACUUUUAGUCUUUGUCGGCUCACAGAUCUGGUCGACUUUACGGACAAUGAAAUAUCAUCCAACAAGAGGCGGACAUGUCGACGAUGUCACUUCUGAUGCUAUUCGAGUCACAAAACACAUGCAAUUUCCUCAAAAUACCGCACCUAAAUGCCGAAUGCACUCUUGUUUUGAUAUAUAUCGGUGCAGAUUUAACGAGAAUAGCCUUAUUAGUGUUUACGUCUACCCAUAUUCGACAUUUUUGAAUGAAAAAGAAAGAACUCUCAAUUUGAAACCCAUUUCUGUGCAUUUUGAUGAGAUGUUGACAGCUAUCAAGGAAAGUAGUUAUUACACAGAUGACAAAGACAAAGCAUGUAUUAUCAUACCACCUCUUGAUACACUCAAUCAAAAUGGCAUGGAUUUAAAAGCAACAGCCCAGGCGCUAGCUGCCUUAGAGACAUGGAAGUACUCAGGUCAGAAUCACUUAAUAUUCAACAUGCUACCUGGAGGCCCCCCUGACUUUAACUCAAUCCUGGAUGUUCCUCUCGGCAAAGCCAUUCAGGCAGGGGGAGGCAUGUCCACGCAGACCUACCGACCUGGCUUUGAUGUCAGUAUCCCCGUCUUCAAUGCACUCACUGUGAAACACAGGGCAGCUCCAAGAAACAGGCAGAGUAAAUGGCAGGUCAUAUCCACCCAAGUGAACAUCCAUGAAGAGUUCAGGAAGAGUGUUGAUAAGCUGGCCUCUCAGAGUCAUGAGUAUCUCGUGCUGGGUCUUUGUCCCAAGCCUCAUACAGUGAGCAAGAGGUGUAGAGGCAAGAAGAUGUACGAUUACCCCCAUAUCAUGCAGAGGGCUACAUUUUGUCUUGUUAUAAGAGGUGCUAGACUUGGACAAACUGCUUUACUGGAUUCUCUGAUGAUGGGCUGUAUUCCCAUAGUGGUUAGUGAUGACUAUGUUUUGCCAUUUUCUGAAGUACUGGACUGGAAAAGGGCAGCUGUGGUUGUAUCUGAGAAUGAAAUUGACAGGAUUCCCCUCAUUCUUAAGGACUACUCACAAAAUCAGAUCAAAGACAUGAGACUGCAGGGGAAGUUCAUGUGGGAGAACUACUUCAGUUCUAUGGGUAAAAUUGCCUUGACAACACUGAGAGUGAUCAAUGACCGGGUGUACAAGCACCACGCAUGCAUGUAUGAGGAUUGGAAUGCACCAUACCUGACUUCAAAGGGAGAUACAUCAUCAUCCGUUGGCCCGCCUCUGUUUUUGCCACUGAUCCCUCCUCGGUCCCAGGGAUUCACGGCAGUUGUACUCUCCUAUGAUAGGGUUGAUAUGAUGUUUAAAGUUCUUCGCAAGAUUGCAGACACACCUAGUCUGGCCAAGAUUGUUGUUGUCUGGAACAAUGUAAAGAAAGCCCCACCAUCUGUUUCCAAGUGGCCAAAGCUUCCAAAACCAGUCAAGGUCAUCCAGGCGAAAAGGAACCGUCUUAGCAACAGGUUUUACCCGUAUAGUGAGAUCGAGACAGAAGCGAUCCUUGCUAUUGAUGACGAUAUUCUCAUGCUCUCUACUGAUGAGCUGGAGUUUGGAUUUGAGGCAUGGCGGGAGUUCCCUGACCGUCUGGUUGGCUUCCCUGGCCGUAUCCAUCUGUACGAUAAUGCGAGCAAACUCAAGUAUGACUCGGAAUGGACCAAUGACGUGUCAAUGGUACUUACAGGAGUGGCAUUCCACCACAAGUACUUCAGCCAUUUGUUCACCUACAUGAUGCCGUAUCACGUGCGCUCUUGGGUGGACUCCCACAUGAAUUGCGAGGACAUCGCCAUGAACUUUAUGAUUGCCAAUUACACGGGCAAGGCGCCCAUAAAGGUGACCUCCAGAAAGCGAUUUCGUUGCGCGGACUGUACUUCGGACUCCCUGUGGGCCGACCCAGGCCACUUUGCGGAGCGCUCUGACUGUUUGAAUGAGUUCGUGCGUGCUUACGGAGGGAAGGUCCCGCUAAAGACAGUGGAAUUCAGGGCGGAUCCUCUGUUGUUCAGAGAAAAGCUUCCAGAUAGGAUCAAGAUGUACCGAAAUAUUGGAACAGUAUAAUAAUAUUAAUAUAUUUUGUACAUAGAAAGGCUACGCUAAUUGUAGCUUACGUAGCAAGCCCAAAGGAUUGGGGAAGAAGAAAGAUGAAAAGGAGGCGCUUCAUUCGCUCCAUUAUUUCCAAGCGCGCAGGUCUAUCAUUCAUCUUCCCCAAGUCCUUUGCCCUUACUACUGAGGCUACGCUGAUUGAUGACUCAAUGAACUAAUCAUUUGUGUGUAAUACAUAAUUCAGGCCCAUACCCAGGGGGGGGUGCAGGGGGUGGGAACGCACCCCCCCCCCCCCCCCACAACGGCCGAAAGUCCACUUUUUGUUCUCAAUAGACGGUAUACAAAACUAUAAAUCAUAAGCUAGAUCACUCUGGUAUGUAGCCAAAUCUGUUAAUAAACGUCACAUGGAAAUACUGAAAA